AGUAUUUAGUUUAAUAUUCAAAUAAAUGUAAAAUAUAAUUUUGUUUAAGAUUUCAACUAAAAAAUGGUCAAAUGCAGAAAAAACAUGCGAUCCUAUAAUGGAGAUCAUAUAAUGGUGAUCGCUGAAUUUGCUGAGAUGACAGCAGUUCUAUGGCAUUGACCACUCAAGUCAAAAAUCAGUGACUACUGAACUCUGAUAAGCGACCGUUUUUAAAAGUGACUUCCAAACACUGAAAAGCAACCACAGAUCUUUGAAAAAUGCCAACUGAACUCUUAAAAAUGACCACUAAACUCUGAAAAUUGAGUAUUGAACUCUAAAAAGUGACAACUAAAAUUAAAAUUGAUCACUGAACCCUGUUAAGUGAACACUGGUAAUCUAAAAGUUUACCAAACUACAGAAGAUGAGCACGUUAGAUUUUGAUGAGGUUUUAACCCAUGUGGGUGAAAUUGGUUUGUAUCAAAUCAGUCUUUUCAUCAUGCUCUGCAUACCAGCAUGCCUUCCCGCAGCAUUCUUAGCCUUCAGUCAGGUUUUCCUGUCUGCCGAGCCCUCUCAUUGGUGUGCACAUCCAGAACUUGAUAAAGUAGCUCCUCAUCUUAAUAUAUCACAUAGGUUGAGACUAGGGUCUCCAAUGAAGGAGCAGGACGGGAAAAACCUUGGUUUUGAUUCCUGCUUGAUGUAUGAUGUGGAGAACUGGACCCAAGUUUAUGAGGAGCAUAAUGGAAGUUGGCCUGAGUAUCCUCGGGAAGACUGGGAGAUAGUUCCCUGCAGGUUUGGUUGGAUAUUUGAUAGCUCUGAGUAUAAAAAUACACUGGUUACUCAGCUGGAGCUGGUUUGUGAUAAUGCUUGGCAAGUCUCUUCCUCGACAUCAUUGUUCUAUGUUGGUUCCCUUAUAGGAAACGUGAUGUUUGGUCACGUGGCAGACAAAUACGGAAGGAGGAAAUCAUUCUUUAUCAUGCUCUUCAUGGAGGUAACUUUAAGCAUUGCACUGGCAUUCUCCCCCAACUAUCUGGUGUUUACAAUAAUCAGAACUGUUAAUGGGCUCACUUUCCCAGCACUUUUCCAGAUUCCUUUUAUACUAUGUUUGGAGAUGCUGGGUCCAGCCUACAGAACAAUGGCGGGUAUGAUGCUUUGCCUGGUGUUUGCUGUAGCUCUCAUGAUACUAGCAGGAUUAGCCUAUAUGUUUAACACGUGGUUCAAUCUAGCACUCAUUACUUCACUUCCGUUUCUAUCUCUCUUUGUUUAUUGGUGGAUAGUGCCGGAGUCUCCUCGCUGGUUGCUGUCUACAGGAAGGAUAGACGAAGCUGAGGUCGUGGUUCAGAGGAUUGCUAAAUGGAACAAGAAGGAUAUACCUGCAAACUUUAUACAUCAGAUGGCGGCCCAAGCCAGCUGCUCAAGCAGUAGACGAACUAGUGGGACUAGGCAGGAUACUAAGUUUUCUGGUGAGGAACCCCACUACAAGGAGAAUAUGGAUCAAGUGGAACAAAGAGCAGAAAAGAGUAUUUUUGACAUGAUCCGUGGGUAUCCGAUAGCUCGGAGAAACUUCCUCUUAAUCACAUUUAACUGGUUGGCCAAUGCCCUGGUUUACAACGGCCUCUCCUACUAUUCAGCUAACCUUGAAGUUUCUUCUCAUCUUGGAUUCUUUAUCAGUUCUGCAGUAGAGGUUCCUUCCUACUUCCUUGGCUGGUAUUUCAUGGACAAAUGGGGAAGACGAUGGGUUCUGUUUGAAACUAUGAUGCUUGGAGGAUUAUCAUGCAUAUCCUGCAUAUUUGUCCCUAUUGACGCUGAUCCUUGGUGGACGGUAUGUCUGGCUAUGGUUGGAAAGUUCCAGAUAGCCGCAAGCUUUGCGGUCAUUUAUGUUUAUGCUGGGGAGCUUAUGCCCACUGUAGUGAGAUCACAGGCGAUGGGAAUAUCCUCAUUUGUUGCAGGAAUUGGUCUUCUACUUUUCCCUUAUAUAAACAGUUUGGGAGUAAUCAGCCGUAUACUCCCCCUGGUGAUUAUGGGUAGUUUCUCCUGUCUGGGCGGAGUAGCAGCUCUGUUCCUACCGGAGACACUGUGGACCCAUCUCCCAAACACUCUGGAGGAGGGGGAGUCGUUCGGUUCAAAGUUCAAGAUAUUCAGCUGUCCAACCAGACGAGUGUCGAGGGACUCCAUUGAACCAACAGAACUUCAGAAACUUGCAAGAGAAGAGAAGAAUAAACCUGUACAAGUGUAAACAGUAAAGUUUUAGUACCUUGUAUUGUACAAGCAUUAAUUUAGUGUCUUGUACAUACAUAUAUUCAGCCUGCUUAUUAAAAACUCUCAUAAAUAUUUAAGACCGCGGGAGUUUAAAGUGUUCCAACACCUUGGAAUUUGAUGUUAUCGCUAACUAACUCACUUGUGCUUUUCAGCAGCCAUUUACAUGCAUAUUUUUGCACCUUAAAGCACUUGUUGAUAGUUUUGGUUUUUAGAAGUAAUUGGCAAAAUUCUCAUAGAUUUUAGCUUAAGAGCUUGAGACCUUAAAAUCAGAGUGUACAUAGCUAUUGAUGUAGCACUGCACACCUUGAACUUUACAGUGUACAAAUAAUUAAAUAAGGAUACUCAUCAAUGUAAUGUCAAGUGUAAAAGUGUACUGCCCAUACACCUUACACUUUCACUGUACACUUUAAAGUAAAAGUAUAUUGUGAAAUCAUCUAAACCAGUGUUUCAUGGAUUUAUGAACUGUCAUACCUGUACAGUGUACAGUGAUUAAAAGCUGUUUUUACUUUACACUGUACAGCGUACAGUGUUUACUGUACAGUGUACAGUGUACACUAGUUUUCAUCAUCAUGAUAAUCCAUUAAUGCAUUCUUAAUUUUUGAACGUGUUUCGCGAAAAUAUUGAUUUUAAAAUAUUCUUAUAAAGAAAUCAUAAUUCAAAGUCGGAAUUUUCAGCACGUGUUUUGAAAUCACGUGAACAAAUCUUGUGCAUAAUAUAUUCCUUUUAUGAUUUUAUCAGAAUAAGAGUAUUUCAAACUAAGGACUACGUUUUUUUCAAAACAAAGCUGAAAGAAUUUUUAACUCUGCAAACUAGACAGAAGGAGAAAGUAAAAUUUCUGCUGAAAGGAAAAAAAGUUUCUGAUAAUUUUCUUAUUAACAAUGCUAUAGAAGUAAAAUUCAUGAUUCCAGAAUUCAGAUUCAAUUAGUAUUUAGUAAAAAAAAUUACAAAAAAAACUCUUAAAAUUUUUUCUUCGAUUUGUGGAAACUGCUCCAAACCUUAAUUUUGUAAUCCUUUAUCAAUUUGAACCUUUGAUAUUUCAAGCUUAGACUGUAGAAUUCAAAGAUAUACGACAUUCCGGGUUGCAAAAUUACAGGGAUUUAACAAAUCUAAGUGUUCGGCAAAGUUUGUUUUAAAUUAAAAAAAGAAUUUAUCCAGAAACUACCAGAGAUGUUCAAAUAUUAACUGAUCAAAAUCUUGAUUUAAGAAAUAUUAUUUAUUGGUUCAAACUUGUUUUAUCAAAUCACCUGUUCCCCAAAGCAGGGAAUGAUUUACUUGUUGUACUGUAACGUUUACUCGUCUUCCUGCCUAAACACCGGAACAGUACAUCAAUGAACUAAAGUUUUCAGUACUUCGGGAGCAAAUGGUGCAGUUUUAAGUUUUGACAUUUUUAUAAAAAACAAAGAUAUCUUGUAUAUAUAUCUAUAUAUAUAUCUAUAUAUAUACAGGGU
Eurytemora carolleeae is the source of this 3683-nucleotide messenger RNA. RefSeq names its product organic cation transporter protein. Gene Ontology annotation, biological process: transmembrane transport. The record is from RefSeq and is a predicted model, not a curated record. Gene Ontology annotation, molecular function: transmembrane transporter activity. NCBI's taxonomy places the organism in Eukaryota, Metazoa, Arthropoda, Copepoda, Calanoida, Temoridae. Gene Ontology annotation, cellular component: membrane. Bases 401 to 2212 code for a protein of 603 amino acids. The transcript has 21 exons.